This is a messenger RNA of Lachancea mirantina, 624 nucleotides long. The record is from the annotation of a GenBank genome assembly. NCBI's taxonomy places the organism in Eukaryota, Fungi, Ascomycota, Saccharomycetes, Saccharomycetales, Saccharomycetaceae.
AUGCUGCCUCAAUUGCUCAGGUUUCAAUCAACUUUAACAAAGGAGUCUAUAACUCAACAACGGUUCAAAGAUUCCAUGGCAAGAAUUGGUUCUCAAGCUAUGAUUUUGACAUCUUCGAUGAACAAUAAGACGUCACAUGCGUCGUUUCGAGGAUUAACUUUGUCAUCAGUUAGUUCACUGUCACUAAAACCAAAACCUUUGGUGCAGUUCAAUUUGCAGGUGCCAUCGUUCACGUCAGAAGCACUUCACAAGUAUAAACAUUUUGCCAUACACCUGUUGAAACCUAACAUGGUGUCAACAAGACUCGCCAGGACGUUCAGCAAGGGUGCCAUGGUACACGACUCGAGCGGAGAAAUCGUGCCUACGCGGCCGUUUGAAGACUUGGUUGAAGAAAAGCAUUAUCGGACCUACAAGCUGUCGUCAUCGGAUUUGGUGAUACCUAUACUUAAAAACGCGGAGCGGGUGUUUGUGUGUGAGGCAAUGGAGGUGUUUAAAGUGGGUGACCACGAAAUUUGGGUCGGUGAAAUUCAGGAUAUCUUGACCAACGGUGGCGAUCAAUCUGUUGACGGUGGAGUCUUGUAUUGUAACAGAAAAUUCCAUGUUUUAGGGGACCAAAUUACUUGA